AUGCCCAAGGCAAAACCUGCAAAGAAAGCCGCCACUGGUGGUAAAAGAAAACUAUCUCCAUAUAACGCUUUCAUGAAAGCCGAACUUCCAAAAGUGAAAGCUGAGAAUCCGAAUCUCGAACAUAAAGCUGCUUUCAAGUUGGUCGCUGAACGAUGGAAGAAUAGUCCCGAUAAUCCAAAGAAUCAAGGAAGCUAA
Ambispora leptoticha is the source of this 195-nucleotide messenger RNA. The record is from the annotation of a GenBank genome assembly. Lineage: Eukaryota; Fungi; Glomeromycota; Glomeromycetes; Archaeosporales; Ambisporaceae.